AUGUUUGCUGUUCCUGGCUGGUCAGUCUCGAGCUCUGCUCUUAAGCAGCAGACUGAGCCCCAGUCCCAGGCUCAAAAUGAACAGAAGCAAGAUGAGACCCCCAAGCCUGGGGCAAAGUCCAAUAAGCGCAAGCGUGGAAAGGAGAAUGUCACCAAGGGUAACGUGGAUGAAAUGUUCCGCCGAGUGAUUGAGGGUCAAGAAAGUAAAACGGACAAGAAACGGAAGAAGGAUCCCAAACCUAAGGAGGGAAGCGGCCUGGAGAAAUCACAACCGGUGAAUACAUCAGAGGUUGGGGAUGCGGGGAAAGGAAACAAGAGAAAGAACAAGAGAAAGGACAAGGCAAAGGAUAAGCCUCAGACAGAGGAGGGCAAAUCUUCUGCUGUCGAAGAAGCAAACUCUCUGUCUUCAGCUCCGCCGCCGACGACGACUGCAAUCUUGACACCUCUCCAGCAAGCAAUGCGCCAGAAGCUGAUCUCUGCUCGGUUCCGCCAUCUCAACGAAACCCUCUACACCACGCCUUCUUCGCAGGCACUGGAGCUGUUUGACAAGAACCCGGAGUUUUUCCAGGAGUACCAUUCCGGAUUUGCUCGGCAAGUCAAGGAGUCCUGGCCCUCCAACCCAGUCGAUGGCUACAUCAAAUCCAUCAAGACCCGCGGGGCGAUCCAUUCCGCGCCCAAAAGGUCCGGCAGCCAGCCAGAUGCUUCUUCUCGCCCUCAACUGCGCCCACUGCCCAGACGGCCCAACGGCCUCUGCACAAUCGCCGAUUUGGGCUGUGGAGAUGCCCAUCUCGCCCGCUCGUUGACCCCGUCCGCGAAGAAGAUGAAGCUCAAGCUGCAGAGCUACGAUCUGCAAGCGCCGGACCCGCUUAUCACCAAGGCAGACAUCGCAAAUCUUCCCGUGGAGGACGGAAGCGUCGAUGUGGCCAUCUUUUGCCUGAGCCUGAUGGGCACCAACUGGGUGUCGUUCGUCGAAGAAGCCUGGAGGGUGCUGCGCGGCGACGGUAAGGGCGAGUGCUGGGUCAGUGAAGUGAAGAGCCGGUUCGGAAAGAUUACGCGCAAGAAGGCCCAGAUCGGCGCCAAGAAAGCUCCCACCAAGGCGGAGCUGAAGAAGCUGAAGAAAGCGAAACGCGGCGGCGGCAACAAUGAUGGAGACGACUCCGACGUCGAGGACGCGGAGAUCUACGCCGAAGAUGCCCGCCCCCAGGAGGGCGCAGAUGAGACGGACAUCUCUUCUUUCGUCGAGGUGUUCCGUACACGCGGGUUCAUCUUGAAACCCGAAUCGGUCGACAAGUCGAACAAGAUGUUUGUGCGGAUGGAGUUUGUCAAGCAAGGCGGUGCCCCCUCCAAGGGCCAACAUGCUUCCCUGGCGGCGGCUGGCACGGGCAAGAAGAAAUUCAUUGACAAGGUGCCUGUGGGAGGCAACAUGACACCCGAUGAAGAGGCCAAGGUUCUGAAGCCGUGUGUGUACAAGAUCCGGUAG
Molecule: messenger RNA, 1479 nt
Organism: Penicilliopsis zonata CBS 506.65
Lineage: Eukaryota; Fungi; Ascomycota; Eurotiomycetes; Eurotiales; Aspergillaceae
Exons: 1
Coding region: 1-1479 (492 amino acids)
Biological process (GO): ribosomal large subunit biogenesis; rRNA methylation
Cellular component (GO): nucleolus
Molecular function (GO): rRNA (adenine) methyltransferase activity
Source: RefSeq, a predicted model, not a curated record